GUAAUCAGCCUCCCCCUGCCGCGGCCCCCGUUGCUCUUAAUCAAGGACGAGUGACCGCUAUGAUGGAUACGGAUCACGGAAGAGAAAUCGUGGCAUAUGCCACAGAGCAGCCCUCCCCUUCGAUGGCAACGGCAUCGACAUCGGGAGCUUCUUUCCCCGACGCUGCUGUUGUGGUCGAUCCUCUCGAGUAUCUCCAUCUCGCAGGCAUGAUCGGAGCGACCGGAUCGAUCCCAGAUGAUCUCGAGUGGGUCGAUCGCGAAUCCAAUCCAGGACCGCAGUUUCAGACAGGAGACAUUGAUGUAUUGAAAACGCUCAAGCAAUUAGACAUCCGCGUUCCUAUCCCCGUAGGGCAUCUGCUCACCAUAUCUGAAGCGGCGAACGAUAAACUUUUACAACACUGCCAGAAAAAUCAAAAGUGUUUCACCUAUCAACGCAUACAACGGAUGUUGAAGAAGAAGGAAGAAGGUGAGGAAGUGGUAUCCCCUGAGCCGGACACUAAAGAACCUGUAGCCGCAUGCAUAGCCUCCAUCUCUUUAGCAGUAAAGGAUCACUUCGUACGAGCUCGGCCAGUACUAUGGAAAAGUGCGGAAUGUGACUGUGAAGUUUGCGGUUUCAAGGUGGCGCUUGAGAAGUGUCAGUUUUCCCUCACCACCAUUUCUUUCCUGGGGCACGUGGUGACAGACAAGGGACUCCAACCGGAGCCGCAGAAGGUGGCAGCUGUCAGGGACGCGCCAGUGCCUACCACUAUCACGCAAGUUCGCGCCUUUAUGGGCCUAACCUCGUAUUACCGAAGAUUUAUCAAGGGCUUCACGAUGGUUGAGGGACCCCUCACAAAUCUCAUGCGCAAGGAUCAGCCGUUGAUCUGGACGCCGGAGUGCGAUCAAGCGUUUUCCAAACUCAAGGCUGCUCUCAUUUCGGCUCCGAUCCUUAUAAGACCGGAUCUCGAAAAGCCUUUUGUUCUCAUCACCGACUGGCAGCCAAAGGCGAUUUCUGCGAUCCUUGCCCAGGUGGGACCGAUCGGACUCGAGAGUGUAGUGGAGUAUGCGUCCAAAUUAGUGCCCGCCUGCAAGCGCAAUUACGCCGCUCCAACGGGUGAAUGCUAUGCCGCUCUCUGGGGAAUCAGUCACUUCCGUGCUUUCCUGUACGAGCGAAAAUUCACCCUGGUGACUGAUCAUGAGCCCCCGUUGGCUCUGAAGAAGUCGAAGGAUUACUCAGGCAUGAUCGGGCGAUGGGCAACGGUGCCGCAGAGCAUGGACUUUGACAUUCGUCAUCGAAAGCACGAGAGACACGGGAAUGCGGACGGACUGACACGACUGCACCGUCCUGAGAAAGUUCCAAAGGGUGAGGAGGGUUGGAGGACUAAUGCGAAAGGAGAUCUUAUUGGAUUCCUCUUUGGAUCGGUACGACCGGGUCGUCGUCAGUUGAUUGCACAGGAGCUCAUCGCACAGAUCGUGCAAUUGGCGGACGAUCUCUUGCCCGACAUCUACUUUCAGAGCGACAACAGUCCUGCUCCGUACAUUUUCGAGCGAUCCUUGGAUCCGUACCUUCAGUGGACUUCGUGCUUGGAGGAACCUAGGGACGAGGAUACCCUACCAUCGCAGCAGGAGUAUCUGAAGCCGUACGAGAUCAUCCCUUACGCCUUCUAUCCGAGGGCAGAGGAAGUGGUGAUCGACGACGACAACGAAGAAGAAGACAACGGCGAGGAAACAUCGGAGGAGGGAAGCUAUAGUGAACAUUGCGAGGGUGAGCUGAGUGAGGAGGAAGAGGAAGAAGAAGGAACCGGAUCCGAGUGGCAAGCCCCGCCGGAGGAAGCGAAGCGUACGGGAACGGAGGCGAAAGAUCCGGAAGCGGCGCGAAAGCGCGAAGAGAUUGCCUCCAGAAAGCGCCAGCUGGAGUUCGCUAGCGAGGCUAGCCUGCACAUCGGUAGCGGUCCGACCAGGGAUCCAGAGCCGCCGAGGCCCGACGAUGGCGACCCUGCAGCCGCCACCUCAAGUACCGCGCGACGGAGACGGCGCCGAUCCCCCUCCUCCUCCAGCCCCACCCGUCCCCCAGUUCGCCCACGUACCAAUGCGGGCGAUAGGCCUUCGACCUCGGACGCUGCCCCGCCGACCACUUGAUUUUCUCACCCUCGAGCAGAUCCGUACCCCCGUCACCUUCCCUUCCCAUCC
This is a messenger RNA of Chara braunii, 2168 nucleotides long. The record is from the annotation of a GenBank genome assembly. Lineage: Eukaryota; Viridiplantae; Streptophyta; Charophyceae; Charales; Characeae.